This is a messenger RNA of Lotus japonicus, 762 nucleotides long. Its product is annotated as glycine-rich cell wall structural protein 1-like. The transcript has a single exon. The coding region runs from base 1 to 762 and encodes 253 amino acids. Lineage: Eukaryota; Viridiplantae; Streptophyta; Magnoliopsida; Fabales; Fabaceae. The record is from RefSeq and is a predicted model, not a curated record.
AUGGGAGGAGGUGGGGGUGGGGGUGGGGGUGAGGGUGGAGGCGAAGGUGGAGGAGCUGGAAAUGGAGGGCAAGGUCACGGUAGUGGUUUUGGUGCAGGUGGAGGAAUGGGUGGCGAAGGAGAAGGAGGAGGUGGUGGUGGUGGUGGAGGUGAAGGCGGAGGAGCUAGUGUUGGAGGGCAAGGUCAUGGUAGUGGUUUUGGUGCAGGUGUAGGUUUAGGGGUAGUUGGCAUGGGAGGGGGAGGAGGUGGAGGUGGAGGCGGAGGUGGCGGUGGUGGAGGUGGGGAGGGAGAAAGAGGAGGCAAUGGAGGACAAGGUUAUGGUAGUGGUUUUGGUGCCGGUAUAGGUGGUGUGGGGGCAGGAGGAGGAUCAGGAGGAGGGGGUGGAGGUGGAGAAGGUGGAAGUCAAGAUCAAGGUCAUGGGAGUGGGAGUGGGAGCGGUUUUGGUGGAGGUACAGGUAAUGGUGGAAUGGGAGGAGGAGGAGGUGGUGGUGGAGGAGGAGGAGGAGGUAGUGGAAGUGGAGGGUAUGGUCAUGGUAGUGGGUUCGGUGCUGGCAUGGGCAUUGGUGGAAUGGGAGGAGGAGGCGGGGGUGGUGGUGGUGAAGGAGGAGGAGGAGGCCAUGGGAAUGGUAAAGGAAGUGGUUUUGGAGUCGUUGGGGGUAAUAAUGGCAUGGGGGUUGGAUUUGGCAUGGGAAUGGGUAUGGGAUUUGGUAUUGGAAGUAGGGGAGUAGAUAUCACCGGUCAACCAAAUGCAAAUAAUCCUUAG